Molecule: messenger RNA, 708 nt
Organism: Scatophagus argus
Lineage: Eukaryota; Metazoa; Chordata; Actinopteri; Scatophagidae
Gene: nupr1b
Product: nuclear protein 1b
Exons: 3
Coding region: 123-347 (74 amino acids)
Biological process (GO): regulation of transcription by RNA polymerase II; negative regulation of cell cycle; negative regulation of cell population proliferation
Cellular component (GO): nucleus
Source: RefSeq, a predicted model, not a curated record
GGACAAACACCGUGUUUUCUUGCUCACAGGAAGGACAGGAGACGUUACGACGCUGCUGCGGCUGCUGUUGGAGUUUGUGCUGACAGACUUUCUUUGGUGGAGCAAAUCCCGGAGAAACAAACAUGAGUCACGUCGACGUGAAAAACCUGAAGCCCACCAGCUUUGAGGAGGAGUACUACGACCAGUACGAGUAUUACAACCUGACUGAUAAAUACGCAGAAGGUUCCGCCCGUAAAGGCAGGACCAAGAAGGAGGCCAGUGACAACACCAACAGACACAGCCCGUCCGGACAUGAGCGCAAGAUAGUGGAGAAACUGCAGAACAGCGAGAAGAAGGCCAAAGAGUGAAUUCUGAGGGCGACUCGGACGGCUUAUCCUGGAAACCGACCACGGCCUCCUUGGUGACGGAACAGACGUACAGACGGCAGGGGCGUCCUGAGCUCCGACGGCGAGGUUUCACCUGGGCGUGAAGAGGAGCCCGCAGAUCCAGAUGUUGAUGCUGCUGCGGCCUCUGCAGUGAGCUCGCUGACAGGCAGCACACUGUGGCUCCUCCGCCUGAAGGUGUUGGAAAGCACCCACCUGUGCUGGGUGUACCUGCUCAGACCAUGAUGGUGCACAUGUGGUGGUGGUGGUGGGUGAUUUUGAUGCGUUUUAAAGUUUUUGAUGGAUUUUUGGAAGUAUUUUUACUAAUAAAACUCUUUAAAUUACA